AUCCGUUUUGUCAAUAUUUGCCCACUUUUUGCUGCUUCUCUUUGUCGACUGCGGUUCUUUAAGGACACUUCAGUAAAUGUGUUUUAUUAGUUUAGGGGCACGCGACUGUGGGGAAGUCUGUUGGAGUCGUAAAAGUCAUAUUAAAAAGUGCCCUGAACUGUGAACCCUGAAUCUCGGCUUCCAGUAACGUAUGUGAGCAUUUGCGAUGUAGCAGGGAGUGAGGUGCACCUAUGUAUAGAAGAGGUGUGGGAUUUGAUACAACAGGCAGCAUAGAUGCCGGAGAUAUGUCUUCCAGCAUCUUUCAGUGGACACACAGUCAUGUCAACUGAUGAGAGGAACGAGGCCAAUCAUGAAUACAACUUCUUUCUGGACAGAAAGAUACAGGAACAAUUAUUUGAUGCAGAUGAAAAUCUGGACAAAACUGCUCAAACCAAUACUCAAAUCAAAACUCCAAGGAAAGGCAAUACCAGCAAAAAUUCUGUGCAAUCCCAAACAGAGAUUUGUGAGUGGAUCCCUAGAACCGGUUUUGCUUUACGUCGUCCAGAGAAAGAAAUUAACAACAAUAACAAUGGCACAUCCAAAAAGAAGGAGGACAGCUCACAUGGUGCACCGGCAAACUGGAGAGACCCUCACGGAAGACAAAAAGAAAUUGAUUUUAAAUUCAGACAUUACUAUGAUAUUAGAAAGUACAUAGAACAGUAUAGAAAACACCAUACCUGUCAAGUUCCUGUGAGGGGGCUGUCAGGUAAACUUUAUAGACAGUACCUCCAGCAGGCUCAGACACAGACUUUUGAGCAGAACUUUGCCAUUGGUGCAGGCUACCAGGAGCCAAAGAGCUGCACCCCUCCAGAACUCCUUCACGUCAAUCAAAGCAGUAAUCAGGAUGGAUAUAAGUACAAAACAACCUCGCGUGCCAUAAAAUAUGAUCAUGACUAUGACAAGGGACAGUCGAGUUUUGGGGAACGUUCUAGUAAGGGACAGAAUUAUAAUGUGACGCUAACACCCACCAAGGUGGGUGUGCGUGAUGGCGUACCCUACCCCAUGUCGGCGUCCCCCAAGGUGCUACGCCAGCCCCCUGGAAUGCCAGUGGUCAAGUAA
This is a messenger RNA of Lingula anatina, 1098 nucleotides long. RefSeq lists its product as uncharacterized. Lineage: Eukaryota; Metazoa; Brachiopoda; Lingulata; Lingulida; Lingulidae. The record is from RefSeq and is a predicted model, not a curated record.